ACCUCAUUCCAUGCCUUACCGGGAACGGGGGAUGAACCAGUAAACUCACCCGCCCGUGACUUUAGCCAAACCCACCGGAGAUUUAUGGCAAUGGAAAUGGAAAUAGCGUGCUUGCCUAUGCCUGGGUAUCACUUUCAAUUUCAAUUCCAAUGUCCGUGAGUGAAGGCAAUGGCGGUGAGGUUAGAACGCAACCGAAGUUUGGGGAAGCAGGAGGAGAAGCAGCAGAUGGGAUGCGUAGCUGCUUUGUUUCAGCUAUUCGAUCGCCGCCAGAUUCUGACCGGAAAACGCAUCGGUUGGGCGAAGCGCGACCAAUCUUCGCCGAUCGCGGAUACGACGACGUCGUCGGAGUCGGAGAGGUCGGCGGCUUCGUCGGCUUCGCCUCCGGCGAAGCCGAGGAGAAUCGGGGAGGAGAAGGCGCCGUACUGCUUGUUAGCGCCGCCGAAUCCAGUACGGUCGAAACAGAAACCUCCUACGACUGAGGAGCUCCGAUCGACAGUGGUGGCGGUGGCGGAGUCGCCGUCCAAGUCACCGAUUCGUCCUCUUCCGGUAUUUGAAUUGAGAGACGGUGGCGGUUCGUCGUGGAGGUUUUGGAAGGAAGCACCGAGGCUUUCGUUGGACAGUAGAGCAACUACAGAUGCCAAAGGAGGUCUCCAUCCGAAACAAAUCCGCACCGGCGCUUCCAUUCUCUCGGCCGCCGACGGUCGAGACGGUGUUACGAGCGAUGUUGCGUCCGACGAAAGCCAGCACCACCGCUCUCCGAGUGUCGUCGUCAGGCUCAUGGGGCUGGAGCCAUUUCCAGAUUCAAACAUCGUCUCAGAACCUCAAUCUACGCCGGAGCUUCGAAGAUCAGCCUCCGAAUCUCGACUCUCUCGAGAGAUUUCUGCCUCUAGACUAAUCGCAGACAGAAGCAAUCCUUCCAACAAGCAGCCAACAAAAACUCAAUCCACCGCUGUGAAAGCCAACCAGCCAAUGGAGGCGCGUUAUUCAGAUCCGAGGAGCUAUUCUCCGAACAAUACAGCCGCCGCUGAAUCGCGCAAACCUUUCAGGAGAGGCAGCUUCGAUUCGGAAGACUUCUUCUCGGAGCCAAAACAAAAGGCAUCACUCUACGAAGAGGUUGAGAACAGACUGAGAAUGAGAGGAGUUAGCGAGGACGCCGAAGAUUUGGAGACAUUGAAACAAAUCCUCGAAGCCUUGCACCUAAAAGGACUCCUCCGUUCCAGAAAACCGCCGGAGCAAAAUCGAAUCAAACGCCGGAGCAUUAUCCCCGACGCAUCAACAACCGUCGUAACCACGCCGUCGAGAUUGCCAGCAUCGUCUCCAAUCAAUCGAAGGACGAGAAGUGAUUCUUCUGCGACGAAUGUUCCAAAUCAACGCCGCGGCCUCCGCCAUAACAGCAUUGCCGGAGAAAAUUCCGCCCCGCCGAGUCCCAAACUUGAACGGAAUAUCCGAAGUCCGACCAGGAGAGCAGGUGAGAGACAAUCGAACUCACCGGUGAAGCCUAAACCAGUGAACGCUGAAAAACAGAGGAGAAUAAACAAACCGGCGGAGGGCCGGAGACCGGAUCCGGUUCAACCACGGAAACUCGGCAGCAGGCCUGAUCCAACGGCCAACCGCAAGCCGCCAAGGAGCAAGAAACCAACGGCUGUGAUUCAGAAAGAUAAGAAGAUCACAGCCGUUGUUUCUGCAGAGGAUGAAUCAUCAACAUCUUCCAUUUCAGGGAGCAGCAUCACUACAUCCGCAGAUGCUGCUGAGAGGUCAAAAGCAGGUGAACACAAAGAGGACAAGAAAUUGUUGGAGGGAAGUGAUAAGCUGAUCCACAACAUAGUCGAAACGGCAAGCGAUACGCAGCCGAGCCCCGUCUCGGUUCUCGACUCAUCAUUUUACAGGGAUGAGCUGGUGAUCCCUUCACCUGUUACAAUGAAACACAAUGCCACUGACUUCAAAGACCACUCCGAUGAAUUAGAAGAAAGAUUAUGGAGUCCUACGGUUUCUUCCAUUAUGUCUAAACACGAGGAAGAUUGUAAUAAUCUUAAUUACAUCUCGGAUGUCGUCAUCCGGACAACACAUUGUUUCCGGGAGGUAUCAGAUAACUUUCUGCUGCUAGAGAAGCAGCAGUAUCUAAAGGGAAAGGACAUGUCGAAGCUCUCGACAAUGCAGAGGAAAGUUAUCUUCGACGUAGUCAAUGAAAUCCUCGACAGGAAUGAGGGAUUGCCCCCAUGGAGUGUGAUGAAUCAACGCAUCACGAAACCAUCCGUUGACGAGGUCUGGUUGGAGUUUCAAAGAAUUCAAGUGCAGAAUAUAGGUGAGGAUAUGUUUGACACCAUCUGUGGUGUCUUGAAGAAAGACCUCGCCGGGGAUGGCGUAACUGGUUGGAGUUUUAACCAGGUGGAGAUGUCGGAGAUGGUUUUGGACAUCGAACGGCUGAUAUUCAAGGAUCUAAUCGGUGAAUCAAUUAGAGAUAUGGUGGCUUUGGAAUCAAGAAACAUUCUAUCAUCCAUCAAGCCUAGGAGGAAACUGGCUUUCUUAUGAUCCUAAUUGUUAUUGUUAGCCAAACAGGGGAUUUUGCAUAGUGAAGUUCUAAGACUUAGAUAAAUGUUAGACUGUGAUGACAUAAGUUUUUACUAAGCUGUAAAAUAAGUUCUCACACCAACGAAAGCUGCAU
Molecule: messenger RNA, 2662 nt
Organism: Andrographis paniculata
Lineage: Eukaryota; Viridiplantae; Streptophyta; Magnoliopsida; Lamiales; Acanthaceae
Product: protein LONGIFOLIA 2-like
Exons: 4
Coding region: 169-2529 (786 amino acids)
Biological process (GO): regulation of monopolar cell growth
Source: RefSeq, a predicted model, not a curated record